UCAACCCUAAAAAUCUCCUCACUCUUCACUUCUUCAGAGAGACAGUCGACAGAGAGAGUCAGAGAGACACCGGACGACGCCAGUCCUCGCCGCCUCAGCGCCUCGGCCGACGGAAGACGCCGGACGACGCCACCGCCCACCGCUCCUCGCGAGCCGCGACCUGGACGGCUGGACCAGUGGACCACCGCUGACCGCUCCUCCCUCCUCCAGUCCUCGCCGACGGACGAUCACGGAUGACGCCACCGGAGCUAGUGUGCUACAUCUGCUACUUCCUACUGGAGCCGCGACCGGAGACCUGGACGGGCGGACGGCCAUCUUCUACUCUGCUCAGUAGACUGCUUCACGCCUUCAAUGCUCUGUACAGUGUGAAUUGUACUGGUAGAGUGGUAGUGCUGUUGGCAGUUAACACAGAAUUGAAGAAGCAAAAGUUGAGAGAUAAUGGCAGAAGUGAAGGUUCUAGGUAGUUGGAUAAGCCCUUUUAGCGCAGCUGUUGAGAUUGCUCUCAAACUCAAAGUUGUUGAAUAUGAAUUCAUACAACAAGAUCUGUUCAUACAACAAGUUGUUCAAAUCCAACCCUGUCCACAAGAAAGUCUGCUCUUGCACAACGGAAACCCAAUCGCUGAGUCUCUUGUCAUUCUCGAGUAUAUCGACGACACCUUUCCAGGCACUCCCAUUUUGCCCAAAGGUCCUUACGAGAAAGCCUUGGCUCGUUUCUGGGCUAAGUUCAUAAACGACAAGUUAUUUUCUGGGACCAGGAAAGCAUUCUUUACCAAAGGCGAAGAGCAAGUGCAAGAGCAGGGAAAAGAGGAAAUUGGUGAGGUUCUGAAAAUUCUCGACAGUGAACUGAAGAAGAAGAAGUUCCUUGGAGGGGAGACAAUCGGACUUGCAGAUUUAGCCGCCAAUUUCAUCGCCUUAUGGAUGGGAGUUUUUGAAGAACUUGUAGGGGUGGAUUUGGGCGUGACGGAAGAAAACUUCCCUCAUUUAUGUCGGUGGAAGAAGGAUUAUCUCAACUGUGAUGUAAUUAAGGAGACCUUUCCUCCAAGAGAUAAACUUUUUGCCUACAACAACAAGAGACUCAACCCAAGUACUACUGAUCAGUAAUAAGCAAAUGCAUUUUGAGUUUUUGUUUUGGUCAGCGACUCAAAGAGUCAAAAGGUGCAAUCUGCUUGCAUUAAGUUGUUGAAACACUUUUUAGAUUGAGAAGUUUGUAAGAGAAGAGUUGUACUAUU
Molecule: messenger RNA, 1229 nt
Organism: Ipomoea nil (Japanese morning glory)
Lineage: Eukaryota; Viridiplantae; Streptophyta; Magnoliopsida; Solanales; Convolvulaceae
Product: probable glutathione S-transferase
Exons: 3
Coding region: 439-1101 (220 amino acids)
Biological process (GO): glutathione metabolic process
Cellular component (GO): cytoplasm
Molecular function (GO): glutathione transferase activity
Source: RefSeq, a predicted model, not a curated record